AAAUCGCAAGGGUUCUGCGUUUGAGGUUGCUUUCACCUGGAACAAUCUUGAAUCCUCUUCGAAGUCGCGCUGCUGCUUCCUUCUUCAUUUCAUUUCCCACAUUUGAAAUUCAAAAAAAAAAAAAAACUUUUUGUAGAGAUAAACUUCAAGAGGAAAAAAAAGAAACAAAUCGCAGAUUUCGUUGGUUUACGCUUCACGGUUAACAUAUUUUAUUCAGGAAAAGAAAUGGUGUCAGGUUCGGCAUUAAGCGCGGCAGCCAAACAAGCGGAGCAAUUGAGGAAAGAUGGCAACAUUUAUUUCAAGAAAGAUCGUUUUGGGGCAGCCAUCGAUGCUUAUACUGAGGCGAUUACGUUAUGCCCCAAUGUUCCUGUAUAUUGGACGAAUCGCGCUCUUUGCCAUCGCAGACGGAAUGAAUGGUUGAAAGUGGAAGAGGAUUGCCGGCGAGCUAUUCAGCUUGACUACAGUUCUGUCAAGGCACACUACAUGUUGGGACUUGCCUUACUUCAGAAGCAAGAAUUAGAUGAAGGGGUUAAGGAACUGCAAAAGGCUUUGGAUCUUGGAAGGGGUGCAAAUCCAAAGGGUUAUAUGGUAGAUGAGAUUUGGCAGGAGCUUGCAAAAGCAAAGUACAUGCUAUGGGAGCAUGCAUCUUCCAAGCGUUCAUGGGAAUUGCAAAGUUUGAAGGAGGCUUGUGAAACUGCUCUUAGAGAAAAACAUUUUCUUGAUGAUUCUCAACCAGAAGGUUUCUUAGAUGAGGCUGGUAUUUCUCAUAUGAAACAACUGGAGGUUCUGAGGCAAGUGUUUAGGAAAGCUGGUGAAGCUGACAUCCCUUGUGAGUUUCAGGUGCCGGAUUACUUGUGCUGUAAAAUCACACUUGAUAUCUUCUGUGAUCCUGUCAUUACUCCAAGUGGAGUUACGUAUGAGAGAGCAGUGAUCCUUGACCAUCUUCAGAAGGUUGGUAAAUUUGAUCCAAUCACGCGCGAACCGCUUGAUCAAUCCCAACUUGUACCGAACUUGGCAAUAAAGGAAGCAGUCCAAGCAUACUUGGAUAAACAUGGUUGGGCUUACAAAUUGGACUAAAUGGUCGAAUGUUGUGGUAAGUUUGCUGAUUUAGUCGCACAAAGUGAAGUUAUUGGUCAGAGUCUGCAUAUCUGUUUGGUAUACAUCAGUCAUGUUUGGUUUAAGCUGUUUUUCUGUAGGGUUGAGUGUAUAAUGACAUGCCAUUUAUUGGUGCAUGUGGAGGACCUGUAAUCCGUUGAAUUGUACAGUUAUUUUCAUAACAAUUAACCUUGUACAUAUUUAUCAAAAUUAAUUCAUGCUAUAAUCGAGCUUCCAUAAUA
Messenger RNA from Gossypium raimondii (Peruvian cotton), 1337 nucleotides. Its product is annotated as E3 ubiquitin-protein ligase CHIP. The transcript has 8 exons. Lineage: Eukaryota; Viridiplantae; Streptophyta; Magnoliopsida; Malvales; Malvaceae. Gene Ontology annotation, biological process: protein polyubiquitination; positive regulation of proteolysis; cellular response to misfolded protein. Gene Ontology annotation, molecular function: protein-folding chaperone binding; ubiquitin protein ligase activity. The coding region runs from base 226 to 1077 and encodes 283 amino acids. The record is from RefSeq and is a predicted model, not a curated record. Gene Ontology annotation, cellular component: cytoplasm.